AUGCAUAAUGCCCUGUUUGAUCUUUGUCUUGCAGCUGUCUCCAAUUUGGACAUUGAGAGUAAGUUGAGUGUAUACUACCGUGCACCAUGGCACCAACAGCGAAACAUCUUCCUCCCAGCCACCAGGCCACCCUGUGUGGAGGAGCUGCACCGCCAUGCCAGACAGAGUCUGCAAGCCCUGCGCAGAGAACACCGGAGCCGAAGUGAUCGACGGGAGCAAAGAGCUGCUGCCCCUCUCUCCAUAGCUGCUCCACCACUGCCAGCCUACCCUCCAGCUCACAGCCAGAGGAGGCGUGAGGCCAAGGACCGUCACUUCCUAACGUUUAACAGCACCCGCUCGCCCUCCCCCACUGAGUGUUGCCACAUGGCCCCAUGGAGUAGAAAGUCCCACUCUCCAGAGGAUGAAGAAACAGAUGUUAUGUUAGGACAGAGGCCGAAAAAUCCAAUACACAAUGUCCCCUCUACACUGGACAAGCAAACCAACUGGAGCAAAGCGCUACCUCUCCCGACUCCCGAGGAGAAGAUGAAACAAGAUGCCCAAGUGAUUUCUUCUUGCAUUAUUCCCAUCAAUGUCACUGGAGUUGGUUUUGACAGAGAAGCUAGUAUACGCUGUUCUCUUGUUCAUUCACAAUCCGUGCUACAGCGGAGACGAAAAUUGAGGAGAAGGAAAACCAUCUCGGGGAUUCCCAGAAGAGUUCAACAAGAAAUAGAUUCUGAUGAAUCACCAGUGGCCAGGGAAAGGAAUGUGAUUGUGCACACAAACCCAGACCCCUCCAACACUGUCAAUAGGAGGUCCGGAACCAGGGAUUCCGAAUGCCAAACUGAAGAUAAUCUGAUUGCUGCCCCAUCCAGAAGGAGAAUCAGAGCUCAACGGGGUCAAAGCAUUGCAGCUUCCCUUUCUCAUUCUGCUGGCAACAUCUCUGCACUGGCAGACAAAGGCGAUACCAUGUUUACUCCUGUAGUGAGCAGCCGCACAAGAUCUCGGAGCCUUCCUCGGGAGGGAAAUAGAGGUGGAGAUGCUGAACCCAAAGUUGGUGCUAAGCCCUCAGCAUAUGAAGAAGGGGCGCCUUUCGUGGGUGACCAUGAAAGAACCACUAAUGAUUGUAGUGAAGCGCCGAGCAGCCCAAGUGCAAAGGAACACCAGCCUGCUUUGGGCCUGGCCUGUUCUCAACAUCUUCACAGCCCUCAGCACAAGUUAAGUGAGAGAGGGAGGUCGCGCCUGUCCCGAAUGGCGGCUGACUCUGGAAGCUGUGACAUCUCCUCCAACUCAGACACCUUUGGAAGCCCCAUCCAUUGCAUUUCCACGGCUAGUGUCCUUCUUAGCAGCCACAUGGACCAGAAAGAUGACCACCAGUCGUCCAGUGGUAAUUGGAGUGGGAGCAGCUCUACAUGCCCAUCACAGACCUCAGAGACAAUCCCUCCAGCAGCUUCUCCUCCCCUCACUGGCUCUUCGCACUGUGACUCAGAAUUGUCACUGAACACUGCUCCUAAUGCUAAUGAAGACACCAGUGUCUUUGUGACAGAACAGUACAAUGACCACUUGGAUAAAGUAAGAGGCCACCGGACAAACUCCUUCACCUCCACUGUUGCAGAUCUGCUGGAUGAUGCCAACAACAGCAAUACCAGUGACAGUGAGUGGAAUUAUCUGCACCACCAUCAUGAUGCAUCCUGCCGCCAAGAUUUUAGUCCUGAGCGUCCAAAGGCAGAUAGCCUGGGCUGCCCAAGCUUCACAAGCAUGGGUACUUAUGACAGCUUUCUGGAAAAGUCUCCUUCAGACAAAGCAGAUACUAGCUCUCAUUUCUCAGUGGACACAGAAGGAUACUAUACCUCGAUGCACUUUGACUGUGGUCUCAAAGGUAAUAAGAGCUAUGUCUGUCACUAUGCAGGCCUGGGCCCAGAGAAUGGUCAGGGUGUAGGAGUUCCUCCUGGUCUUCCGGACUGUGCCUGGCAAGACUACAUAGACCACAGGAGGCAGGGGAGACCAAGCAUCUCUUUCAGGAAACCAAAGGCAAAGCCAACUCCACCUAAACGUAGCUCAUCGUUGAGAAAGUCUGAUGAAAAUGCAGACAUUUCUGAGAAGAAAGAACCAAAGAUAAGCACUGGUCAGCAUCUGCCUCACAGUUCCAGGGAAAUGAAGCUGCCUCUUGAUUUCUCCAACACGCCUUCUCGAGUGGAAAACGCCAAUCUGCCUGCAAAGCAGGACUCUUCUUGGAUAAACCAGAGUGAACAUGCUAUUAAGGAACCUCAGUUGGAUGCUACAGACAUUUCACCAUUCAAAGAUGAAGGUGCUGAAUCAACUCACUAUGCAGACCUCUGGCUUCUAAAUGACUUGAAAACAAAUGAUCCUUACAGAUCCUUAUCUAAUUCAAGCACUGCUACGGGUACCACAGUAAUCGAGUGCAUCAAAUCUCCGGAGAGCUCUGAAUCCCAGACAUCCCAGUCAGAAUCAAGGGCAACCACCCCAUCUCUUCCUUCUGUCGACAAUGAGUUUAAACUGGCUUCACCAGAAAAGCUGGCUGGCUUAGCAUCUCCAUCAAGUGGCUACUCAAGCCAGUCGGAGACGCCAACCUCCUCUUUCCCUACGGCUUUCUUUUCAGGUCCAUUGUCUCCUGGAGGUAGCAAAAGAAAACCUAAAGUCCCAGAAAGGAAAUCCUCACUACAGCAACCAUCUUUAAAGGAUGGAGCCCUAUCAUUGAAUAAAGAUUUGGAACUUCCAAUUAUACCUCCUACUCAUCUUGACCUAAGUGCUCUUCAUAAUGUUUUGAAUAAACCAUUCCAUCACCGUCACCCAUUGCAUGGUUUUACUCAUAAACAGAACACAGUAGGAGAUAUACUGAGGUCAAAUCCUCCUCCGUCUCUUGCAAUUACACCAACAGUCCUGAAAUCGGUCAACCUGAGGUCCAUCAGUAAGUCUGAAGAAGUUAAGCAAAAGGAAGGCAACAAUACAGAUCUCCCCUGCUUAGAAGAGAGUACUGUCACAGUGGCUUCUGUGGCUUCUUCAUCUCCAGGUAAAACAAGGCCACACACAGCAAAGAAAUCAAUAUCACGCCAGUACUCUGCUGAAGACACCCUCCUGUCCUUUGUAGAUUCCUCUGCAGUUGAAAUGGGGCCAGAGAAACAUUUGGAAAAGAACCCCACUUUGGAUGUGAAGAGUCACUGCGAUCCAGAAACUGUAACCUCAGCUAGUAGCAAUCAUCCAGAUUCAAAUGUGAUGAAAGACCAAAUACGGAUGGAAAGUGAGCUUAUUCCAGAAAACAUACCAAGUAAGAACUGUGGAUUUUCAACAGGAUUUCAGAGGGUGUCUGCUGCCCGCCCCAGUGAUUUGGGUAGUAAAAUGAUGCAGUACGGAGCUAGUCCAGAUGGAGCCCCACAACAAGGACAGAAGGCACCCUCUGGAGUAGGGGAAGAAGGUGGGAAACCAGAAUCUGUGGAUGGAAUCACAUUUCAAGCUAACUCACCAACUAGAAUAACAGACAUAAGCAGUCAACAUAAGCAUCGUAUUGUGAGCCGCCACCAUGACAAAGUGCCUGUGACUAUCCGCCAUGAGUCAGAGAUGUCAACUCUAAAUUCAUUCCCUGAAAAAUGUUCUGAGCAGGAAAAUAUUGCUUCAGGUAUUUCACCCAAAAGUGCCUCUGAUAACAGCAGAGCAGAGGAGACCCAAGGAAGUAUGGAUGAGACUUCAUUGAAAGAAUCAUCACCAAGUGAUGACUCCAUCACUUCACCACUCUGUGAAGACUCUCAAGCUGAAGCUGAGGGUGUGUUUGUGUCUCCAAACAAACCUCGAACAACUGAGGAUCUAUUCGCUGUCAUUCACAGAUCCAAGAGGAAAGUCCUUGGAAGAAAAGAUUCUGGGGACAUGGCUGUUAGAAGCAAGUCCAGAGUUCCCCUCGGCAGCAAUAGCAGCGGCGCCAGCUCUGUCCCUUCAACCAGCAACACUGUGACAGCUGGGACUAGCCAGAGGUCUCCUGGUCUCAUCUACCGAAACGCCAAAAAGUCCAACACAUCCAACGAAGAGUUUAAGCUCCUGCUUCUCAAGAAAGGCAGUCGCUCAGAUUCUAGUUACCGCAUGUCUGCCACGGAAAUCCUGAAGAGCCCUAUCCUGCCCAAGCCUCCUGGAGAGUUCACUUCAGAGUCUCCACAAAGCCCCGAUGAUACCCACCAGGGCACACCUGGGGCUGAAGCACUGUCCCCUCUGUCACCGUGCUCUCCACGAGUCAAUGCAGAAGGAUUUUCCUCAAAAAGCUUUGCCACCUCAGCGUCAGCGCGGGUUGGACGUUCCCGGGCCCCGCCUGUGGCCAGCAGCAGCCGCUACAGUGUCCGCUGCCGCCUGUACAAUACGCCGAUGCAGGCCAUCUCCGAGGGAGAGACUGAAAACUCUGACGGGAGCCCACAUGAUGACCGAUCCUCCCAGAGCUCCACAUAGUUUGCCUGGGCCACGCUGACCUCAGAUGUCUAACCCCUUACUAAGGAAAGGAUUUUGU
Molecule: messenger RNA, 4480 nt
Organism: Peromyscus eremicus (cactus mouse)
Lineage: Eukaryota; Metazoa; Chordata; Mammalia; Rodentia; Cricetidae
Gene: Nhs
Product: NHS actin remodeling regulator
Exons: 8
Coding region: 1-4422 (1473 amino acids)
Biological process (GO): cell differentiation; lens development in camera-type eye
Source: RefSeq, a predicted model, not a curated record